Messenger RNA from Sarcophilus harrisii (Tasmanian devil), 6542 nucleotides. Its product is annotated as zinc finger and SCAN domain-containing protein 20. The transcript is spliced from 7 exons. Bases 2589 to 5465 code for a protein of 958 amino acids. The record is from RefSeq and is a predicted model, not a curated record. NCBI's taxonomy places the organism in Eukaryota, Metazoa, Chordata, Mammalia, Dasyuromorphia, Dasyuridae.
AAAAAGAAAGAAAGAAAAAAAGAAAACUAAGGAUAAUGAAAAGAAGGCUAAAUUUGAAUUCAAACUCUGGUUCUUCUAAGUAGGCCUCAUUUUCUUUGUAAAAUGAAUGUUCUUAAACAUCUGCUAGGUAUAGAGUGAAUGGCUUGAGCUAGAUGACUUUUAGAGACUCAGUAUUAUAUCUGUAAUUUCUGACUUUUUUCCAUUCUUAUCUUUCCCUCAUUGCCUAUUGGGAAAUUCUGAGCUACAGAUUUUUAACGGUCAACAUAUGCUUUGUUCUUUUAGAAUUGUCUCAGCCAAAAUGAAUUUGGGUAUUUUAUGCUGUAGAGAUCAAUGAGAUCCCAGCCUUUGCUAUUCCUUCUGAAAGAAGGGUUUCAGAUUUCUUGGAAAGACACACUUUGGGUCCUCUGUAUAUCUGAAUGGUACUUAAGAAUAAUUGAGUCCUUAAUUUAUAUUACACUUCAUAUAAAUGACAUAUGCCUGAAUCCAAAAGAAAUCUCAUAUAUGUUUUAGAGUUACUAGAUUAGCAGAUUUGGUCUUAUCCCCUUGCUUUAGUUUCCUAUAGUUACAAAUAUAGACCAAGGUGUAUAAAAGGACUGGGAGCAACUCUAGAUAAUCCUUAUUUGAAAGUGACAUUCCAGGAGGCAUGUUCAAUCUUGAGAUUAUGAGACAAUGGUGCAGGAAGAGCCAACUUUAGAAGGUUCCCCAAAGGGUUAAUGGAUUGUUGCUUCUUUUCUGUCUAAACCAUUCCUUUGACUGACAAGUUUGGAUCUGUUUCAUUCUAUCUCCUCUAGCUCUACCAUUGCAGAAACCAAAGUAUCCAGAACGGCUCCGUAGUAAUCCUGUUAUCUGUAGCGUGUUCCCAACAAAGGUUAAUCCCGGCCACUCCAGGACAGAUUCUCAGUUCUGACCACCUUCAGAGCAUUUCUAGACUGACCUUAUGAAGGGAAGAGAUGGGGUCUCACCAAACCUAUGACAUGUAGCAGUGUCUUGGGUACCAAUUGUAGUCAAGGUUUAUACAUGAAGUGCCUUCUUGGGAGAGAUCUGCAUCAUCAAAAUUGUUUAAGAUUUCAUGCCAUAGCCAAGGAGUAACUCUCCCCCGCCCCCCAACUCAGCCCUUACCAGCAUGAUAAGGUCAUAAGCCUCCUGCUUCAAGACCCUUCACAGUCAGGCCCAGGCUACUUUUCUUGGGCUUAUCUACUCUUUACAUAUGUCUUAUACUCCAACCAAAAUGGUCAGUGUAAUGUCCCCUUAAUCGUGCUUUAAAAGACCCAGCCCAGAAUACCUAAGACCUCCCCUCUAACUAUCCAAAUAGCCAUUCUUCAACACCCACUUCUGAUCUUACACCUUCAAGUCUUCCUUGACUGUCCCAGCUGGAUGUAUAUCAUUUUUCUCCUCUCUCAUGACACCCUGUUCAUAGAGUAAGUGCUUUAUAAGAAUUUUUUUAAAGUUCAGUUUAAUUGACAUUUGGUAGUCCAAUAGGGUGCUCCAGUGAUGGGGGUAAAACAUGGAAAGGAAGGAUGAUAAUGUGGGGUCACUGUGUGUCUCAGGAGACGAAAGCAUUAAAAAGUGAUGAGGAUAUUAUAAAAAAUGGUAAUAUUAAAGAAAUAUUCUCUCUUUUUGUAAUUUUGAUUUGAGCUGGUAUACAAAAUUUUGUUUGGGUUCUACAUACUUAUUAGGAUAGUCUUUUAUUGCAAUAUAUCUUAUUAAAGGGAUGUUUAUGAUGACAUUUUCAGAUUUUGAGGUGUUUUUCCUAGAAAGUCAUAUUUCUCUUCUCAACAUGAUUCAACAUCCAUAAAGCUAUUAAUUAUUAAAGAGCAACCUCACCAGUGUGUCCAAAAUGGAUUGACUUUAGCCCUGCUUCCAAAUCCCAGGAGAAAAAUUUCCAUUGGGAAUGAUUUAAUAAGAAUUUUUAAUUACCUUAUUACUGGUCAGGAAAAACUUGAUUUUAGGGCACUUGCCUAUCCUAGUCCUGGUUUCUCUGUUUUUAAAAGCUAUAGAGGACAAAUUGCUCUCCUCAGAAUGAAAUAGAUUUGAUCAUAGAGGCAGUGUGGUGCAGUGGACAGAUCUUUAGACUUGAGGUCUGAAGAUCUGGGUUUGAGUACCAGUUCUGCUACUUAGCCAUGGUGCAACCUGGGCAAGGCAUUUAGCAUCCCCAAGACUUGGUAUCCUCAUCUGUAGAAUGGGAACAAGAAUUGUCACUGCCUAUCUUCCAGGACCAUUGUGGAUAUUGAGUGAGUGAGGUAACAACAGGUAAAGUGGUAUAUGUCAGCUGUAAAGUGCUGGGCAGGUGAUUACAUCCAACAUCAUUGCCACUUUAAUUAUUCUUCUGUCUCCUUAUGGGAGUUUUCACUUUGAUUUUACCAAGAAUCCCCUGACCACAAGAGAUUCCUUGAUGGGAAGGUGCUACCGCCAGAUCAUCUUUUGUAUACAGGGACAAGGAAGUGCUAUCUGAAUUACCAGCAUCCUUGGGUACAGCACAGGAGUCAUGAAGCUUCCAGUUAGGUUCAGCAGAGAUCAAGCCAGAGAGAACCUCCCAGGAAAAAGGAAUACAGAGCCCCUACUGGGAACCCCUGGAGCAACUGAGCCCUAUGGAGGAGCCCAAGCCCCUGCACAAGAGUGACAGCCUAACUUCUCUUCCUAAAGCCCUUCCUAAAAUGAGGAACAUUGGUAACUGCAAGAUGGUAGCUGAAUCCCAGAAAGCCCCAGGCCAUGGAAAUCCUGCUCAGGACUUCCAGGAGGACAUCAAGGAAGACAAUUGUAGGAAUGAGCCCUUACUGGAGUUUCCAGUUCUCAAGACCAAGGGAUCUUUGCCAUUAGAGCAAGGAAGGGAUCCAUGGGACUCAGAUCUCCAGGGCUCUAAAGAAACAGAGAGACAAAGAGAUUUCCACACAAGUGGAGAACAAAUAAGUUCUGGCCCAGCAUUUGCCAGGAAAGAAGUCAAAAGCUGGGAGGAGGAGCAGAAACAGUGUAAUGGAACAGACACGAAAGUUUCUGGAGUCCUCUGGAGCUACGAGGAAACCAUGACAUUUCUUUCAAUCCUUGGUGAAGCUCAGUUCUCAAAAACUCUCCAAUCCCAUCACCGAAACCGCCAAGUAUAUAGAGCAGUAGCUGAACGGCUGUGGGAACAAGGUUUCCUGCGGACAGUGGAGCAAUGUCGCUCUCGGUUCAGAAACCUCCAGAUGAGUUAUCGAAAAGCAAAGACUGGCAAAGCCCCUGAGUCCUGUGCCUUCUUUGGAGAGAUGGCCACCCUACUGAGUACCCACACCUCCACUUCCUGUCCUGACACCUUGGGAGAAACCUGGGCUCCAUCUCAACAAAGGGACAGCAACGUUGAAACUGAAGAACCAGAGAACAGAGAGCAUGAGGAGGGGAGAGAGGACUGUGAUGAGGAUGAAAUGAUCAGCAAGGAAUUGACCCAUCAAGACAAGGUGCCAAACUCCCAAGAUCCAUUCUCUAGCUGCUACGAUCCUAAAUCCAAAGUGGCCCAUCAAGAAGAGCCAGGGAAAGCUUCUUGGAAUUCAGAUCUCCAUAGACCGGAGGAAAGAGAAAACAGCAAAGAUUCCCACCCCAAUAAGGAUAAAGGAAAACCUUGGGAGGCUUCAGCAAAGAAAGAAAUAAAAGGCUGGGCGGACCAGGAACUGGGCAAUGCAGAGGACGAGAAAUAUGCAGGUGUACACUGGAGCUAUGAAGAAACCAAGGUUUUUCUGGCAAUUCUCAGUGAGGCUUCAUUUUCUGAAAAACUCCGGACCUGUCACAGAAACAGCCAAGUUUACCGUGCCAUUGCCGAGAGGCUGCAGGAACAUGGCUUUCUCCGGACCCUAGAGCAGUGUCGAUAUAGAUUCAAAAACCUCCAGACCAGCUACCGGAAAGCAAGAACCAGCUACCCCCCAGGGACCUGUCCCUUCUACGAAGAAAUAGCAGCCCUGAUGCAUUCCCGAACUGCCAUUGAACCAACUUGUGCUAUGAAGGAAAUCAUCUGUCCCCUAGGAAGUAUGAAUGGAGACUCUGACUCCCAGGGACAGGAGCCAGAGAGCUGGGAACAUGAGAACCCUGGAAAGGUGGCCACAGGCAAAGACUGUGAAAAGAAAGAAAUGGGCCUUCAGAUGUUCACCCAGGAGCCCAAAGAUCCCAGGGCCACAUCCCUUUUCCAGAAUCGAACAGGUGUGCACUGGGGCUAUGAGGAAACCAAGGCUUUCCUGGCAAUUCUUAGUGAAUCUCAGUUUUAUGAAAAGCUCCGGACUCACCACCCCAACCGGCAGGUGUAUCGGGCUAUUGCUGAGCGCUUGCAUGAGAGGGGCUUCCUGCGGACUCUGGAGCAGUGUCGGACCAAGUUCAAUAGCCUGCAGACAAGCUACAGGAAGGCAGGGAGCAAGCACGCCCCAGAGACCUGUGCGUUCUACAAGGACAUGGAUGCUCUGGUGAAUGCCCACACAGCGGUAGUGAAGAAGGAAGCACAGCAGCCCCGGCAGGCAGGCAGCAGUGCCGACCCUGCAGAGCAGGAGCCAGGUAGUUGGCACAGCGAGGAGAUGCUGGAAGACUGUGACAGUGAUGAAGCAACUAUCAGAGAAGCCAAGAAUCCUGGGGUCCCUGCUCUAUUCCAACUCUCAGCUGAGUUGAGGAUCCAGAGUGAGAGCAAAGAAAAGACUCAGAGAAAGAACAUUUCUGAAAAAAGGCAACCCCAAGAAUCAGAAGCAGAUGGAACUCGGCUUCUUAACUGGGGGAAAAACUGUGAAAAUGAGUACAAACCAGAGAGUCCACGGGAGAGACAAUUAGGAGAAAAACAAGGAAAAAUGACUGCCAAAGAGGAUUUUAAAAAUCCAAGAGGGCAAAAAGGAUGCUCUGAAGAAGGAAAGCCAUACAAAUGCCUUGAAUGUGAGAAAAGUUUCAAUUGGCGGUCACACCUGAUCACACAUCAGAGAAUACAUACAGGAGAAAAACCCUAUAAGUGUCCUGAAUGUGGAAAAAGUUUCAGUUGGAGGUCACACCUCAAUACCCACCUGAGAAUCCAUACAGGAGAGAAGCCCUAUAAGUGUCUAGAAUGUGGAAAGAACUUCAGUGAUGGAGCCGGCCUAACCGCGCACCGGAGAAUCCACACAGGAGAGAAGCCCUACCAGUGUGAAGUGUGUGGCAAGAGCUUCAGGCUCAGCCCCAGUCUGGUUGUGCACCAGCGGAUCCACACAGGGGAGAAGCCCUACAGGUGUAGUGACUGUGGAAAAAGCUUCAACAACAGCUCACAUUUCAGUGCCCACUGGCGGACCCACACGGGCGAGAAGCCUCACGAGUGCCCUGAGUGUGGGAAGAGCUUCAGUAAGGGUGCUGCACUCCACAAACACCAGAGAGUGCACAUGAGGGAAAAGCUUCCACUGCAGCCCAGGAUCAACUCUACAUCAGGAAACCUAUGGGGGAAGAAUUCUGUAAAUAUACUAGGUUUGGGGAGAUCUCCUAACAGGGAUGACUGCUUCUGAUCUGCUCUGGUUUUGUUCAGGAAGAGUACUGAGCUCUGAUGGAGUGGGAAGAGCACUGGGUUCAAAUUCCAGUUCUGCCAUAACUAAUUAUGUGAUCGUAGGCUGAUCAUUUCCUCCCUUGGGGCCUAUACAUCUAUAAAUGUCAGAGUUGGAUAAUAAGGUCCUUUCUUUCCCAAUACCCAGUGAUUGUAACUUGGUUUUUCUUUCCAUUUUGGAAGAGUCUCUUGUGUCAGAAGCUAGACUCACCAAUAGGGAUUUAAAAUUAGGAAUAUCUAAAUUCUCUUCCUAGCUGUGCCUUUACCUCACUGCAUGCAGUUCACCCUUCCCAUGUGCCUCAAUUUUACCAUUGACAAAAUGGGGGAAGAGUAAUCCUGAUCUCCCCAAACAACAUGGUUUGGUUUUUUGUACUUCCUCCCAGAAAGAGAACCUUGUACACUCAACACCUCCAAGUCUGAAAUUGUCUUUCCUCUUACCUUGGGUUUUUCAGUGCCUCCAUCCCAGAAAAGUAUUUCACUACCACUGGGAUGGAACCAUUAAACUUUGGAAUUCAGAGUAUCUAGUUUCAGGGGGAAGUCAGGAAAGAACACUAGAGAGGAUUUGAUAAUUCUGAGUAUUUUUCACUUGUAUGAAUGAGCACAUAUAAAAUGUGAAAGAACUGGUUAAGAGUUAUGUGCAGGUCACUCUUCCUUUUCCUCCUCCUCCCACCCCCUCUCUUCCUCUCUUCCCCUUUCUCUCUUCCUCUUCCCUUCCCCCCCCCUCACCUUUUUUCCCUUCUCCCCUCCCCCUCUUUCUGUCUCUGUCUGUUUGUCUGUCUCUCUCUGUCUCUCUCCUCCCAUUGCUUCUAAGUCUUUUUGCUUGGAGUUUUCAACACUGGAAUUGUAAGGACAAAUGUAGGUUAAUAAAUGGAGCUUCAGGGUUUGGUCUGAAUGUAUAAAGAAACAUCUUAUGCCGAGAUAUGGGAAAUGUAAAAAGUGAAAUUUAUUUCCUUCUUCAUAUUAACUUUAAAGAAUGCCUUAGACUAUGGUGAAUGUACUGCCUGUUCCUUUUGUUAUAUUAAUAAAAUUGAAUUUAUUGCUC